Dujonia railenensis is the source of this 468-nucleotide messenger RNA. Lineage: Eukaryota; Fungi; Ascomycota; Pichiomycetes; Serinales; Debaryomycetaceae. The record is from the annotation of a GenBank genome assembly.
AUGUCUUCCAUUCUUAGAACCCCAUUGGUUCGUCGUUUCUCGACAUUAACCCCAAUAUUGCAAAAAACCGUACCAUCCGCCGCCAUUUCGCAAGCUCAGAUCCCAAAGGAAAUAGUGUCUGGAGCUCCAUCAGAUUUAGUCACUAAAAGAGUGGUGAGAAUCUACAAGGAAGCCAAGCCUGCCACCCAAUCCAGUCAUCACAACGGAGACCACUGGAAAUUGGACUGGGACGUCUUAGGUGCUGGCAACAGAUGGGAAAACGACUUAAUUGGUUACCAGGGAACCGCAGACUACAUGCAAGGUACUAUCAUGAAGUUUGACAAUAAAGAUGCCGCAAUCAAAUUUGCUCAAGGUCAAGGUUGGGACCACUACGUUCAAGAACCAAAACAGAAGCACUUCAGAAAGAAAGAGUAUUCUGCCAACUUUUACCAUGUUGCUGGACCAUUAAAGCACAUUAGAACCAAGUAA